CCAUCCUCCAACUUGAUUUUAUUUUAUGAAUUACUACACUUUGGGGGAAAAGGAAAGCUGCAAAAGGCGGCAGGACCCAGAUUUGGCAGACAACUCCCCCCCCCCACUCUCUUUUUCGGCUGGGCAGCGGAAAUCUUGAGGAUUGGGAGUCCCAGCCGAGGAACGCCAAGGGAAAGUAACGGCGACGAACGCCGAAGUAGUUGGGAGGAACGAGGGGACGCCUCUGGGGCGAUCGGAGCCUUCGUCGAGGCUGAUGGGCCACAACAAUUGUAAGAUAAGAACAACAUGUGAAGUGAACAGGCCCCAGAAACAGCAAUCAAAGGAGGAACAAGUGGCCUGUGUGUCCCAUUUGGUGUUUCUGAUUUGUUUUUGUGAGGAAGAGAGAGAGCUAAUUGAAAUGCCAGGACAGGGACUGGUUGCUCAGACUGAGGUGGACAUGAAGAUAAUGAAAGAAUACACUAAAGCUACAAGUCUUCUACAGGAUCAUCAAGCCCAAAAAAGUUUUCACCUCUGGAGUUUAGCAAGUAUUGGAAUCAUGGUACCUCUAUCAAAAUUGGUGGGUGGAGAUAUUUGGCAAAGUCUCUGUCCUCCUAAAAAAUAAAUGACAAGCCUUUUUUUUGCGUACCAUGAGAGAACAGGACAGAAGUCUUCUGUGGAAAAUUCCAUUUCUUUCUUCAUUUUCUUUAUAUAUAUAUAUAUAUAUAUUGCUAUCAGGUUUUUUCCUCUAUAGCAGAAAUAGCUGGAUGUUAAAGGUUCCCCCUCCUGUACAUACACACACGUCUCUUAUUAACAAAAUAAUGUGUUGGAUAUGAUUUUUGUCUCUGCACUUCACAGCUCAAUAGACAUCCUUUUGACAUCAAAUUUGCUUGUUAGUCUGGUGUACUUGGAAGUUGGUCAGAGGUUACAUUCUCUUUAGCCCUCGGAAUUGUUGCUUUUAUUGUGUCUCUGUGGUGUCUAUUCAGAGCACCUGCAUUUCGGCUGUGUCUAAAAAACAUGUCAGCCAAGAGGUAGACAUAUCUUAUAGCAUAAAGCCUUCCCCCCAAGUUUAAAUAAAAGUCCUUCAAGCAUAUUUUUCAUAGUGGCACCUUGAUCCACAUGUGACAUCUGAACACUGUGUUUUUUCAAAAAAAGUCUAUGCCUGAAGGGAGGAAACUGCCUAAUGGAUCAUGGCUCUAAUGUUUACAGGACAAUCCUUAUUUUUAGCAUUAGCGAUGUUGGCAGUCUGCACUUUUGAAGAAUCUGUGAGUAAUUACUCAGACUGGGUGACUUUUGCAGAGGAUAUGGAUCAGUAUGAGAAACAAAAACUGGAAGAUUUCAAGGCUGGUCAGAAAAUGAAAAAAACAGUUCUUCAUCCAAGCUUGUAUUUCAGUGCUGAAGAGAUCCCAGCAUUGAGGCAGAAAUCGCACACCAGCCAUCUCCACCUCUUUAGAGCAAUCAGGAGUGCAGUGUCUGUGAUGCUAUCCAAUCCGUCCUACUACCUACCUCCACCCAAGCAUGCUGAUUUUGCUGCCAAGUGGAAUGAGAUAUAUGGAAACAAUUUGCCUCCCUUAGCAUUUUACUGUCUCUUGUGCCCAGAAGAUAAAGCUGCCUUUGAUUUUGUUUUAGAAUAUAUGGACAGAAUGGCUGGAUAUAAAGACUGGCUGGUGGAGAAUGCCCCGGGUGAUGAAGUUCCUCUCGGGCAUUCCUUAACUGGCUUUGCUACAGCUUUUGAUUUUUUGUAUGCCUCGCUGGAUGAUAUCAGAAGACAAAAAUACUUUGCUAAGAUCUUGGCCAUAAGUGAGGAAAUGUAUGGAUAUUCCAAAGUGCGUUCCUGGGGCAAGCAACUACUUCAUAAUCACCAAGCCACUAACAUGGUGGCAUUGCUCAUUGGAGCUCUGGUAACAGAAGAGAGCGUAGAGGCCCAAGCAAACGUCUGGAAACAUACAGUAGUAGAUGUGAUGGAGAAAACCAUGUUUUUGCUAAACCAUAUUGUUGAUGGCUCUUUGGAUGAAGGUGUAGCAUAUGGCAGCUAUACAGCCAAAUCAAUAACCCAGUAUAUUUUUCUGGCACAGCGCCACUUUGGGAUUAACAAUUUUGGAAACCACUGGCUCAAAAUGCACUUUUGGUUUUAUUAUGCUACCCUUUUACCUGGCUUUCAGAGAACCGUGGGCAUAGCUGAUUCCAAUUACAAUUGGUUCUACGGACCUGAAAGCCAGCUGGUUUUCCUAGAUAGAUUUGUGCUGAAGAAUGGAGAGGGCAAUUGGCUUGCACAGCAAAUUAGAAAACAUCGGCCGAAGGAUGGCCCCAUGGUGCCAUCCACUGCCCAGAGAUGGAGUACACUUCACACAGAGUACAUAUGGUACGACCCAGGAUUAACUCCCCACCCUCCUCCUGACUAUGGCAGUGCUAAAAUGCAUGUAUUCCCUAAUUGGGGUGUUGUUACCUAUGGGGCAGGGUUACCAUAUGCACAGACAAAUACCUUUGUUUCUUUCAAAUCUGGGAAACUGGGUGGCCGUGCUGUCUAUGACAUAGUCCACUUUCAGCCCUAUUCCUGGAUUGAUGGGUGGCGAAGCUUCAACCCAGGGCAUGAACACCCCGAUCAGAACUCUUUCACCUUUGCUCCCAAUGGGCAAGUUUUUGUCUCUGAGGCCCUUUAUGGACCCAAACUUAGCCACUUGAAUAAUGUCCUGGUGUUCGCUCCAUCUCCCACCAGUCAGUGCAAUCAGCCAUGGGAGGGCCAGCUUGGUGAAUGUACACAGUGGCUUAAGUGGACAGGGGAUGAAGUUGGAGAUGCUGCUGGUGAGAUUAUAACAUCCUCUCAGCAUGAGGACAUGAUGUUUGUAAGUGGUGAGGCAGCGUCUGCAUACUCCUCAGCAAUGAAGCUGAAAAGUGUAUACCGUUCGUUACUUCUGUUAAAUCCUCAGACUCUGCUAGUGGUCGACCAUGUGGAAAAGGAAGUGGAUUCUCCCAUCAACUCUAUCAGUGCCUUUUUUCAUAACCUUGACAUUGACUUUAAAUAUGUCCCAUAUAAAUUUAUGAACACAUAUAAUGGAGCCAUGAUGGAUGUAUGGGAUGCUCAUUAUAAAAUGUUUUGGUUUGACCAUCAUGGAAGCAGCCCGGUUGCUAGGAUACAAGAAGCAGAGCAGGCAGCAGAGUUCAAAAAAAGAUGGACACAAUUUGUAAAUGUCACUUUUUCUGCAAAAAGUGCUACUGCGAGAAUUGCCUACCUGUUCUAUGGGCCUAAUGUCAAUAUUUCCAGCUGUAGGUUUGUUGAUGAUGCCCACACAGGGUAUCAGAUUUCUCUAAAUGUCAACAAUACUGAAACUGUUUUCUCUGUUGUCACAGACUAUCUAAAUCUGAGGAAAAGGUUUAGUUAUUUAGGUUUUGGUGGCUAUGCCAAGGUAGUUACUCAAGGAAAAGUUACAAAAUUUGGCCUUGGAACUGAAGCUAUAGAAAAGCAGGCAUCAACUAACAAGACUAUUUUCCCCUUUGGAUUUAAAGUGAAUAUAAUAGCAGGGCUGAUUUUGGGGAUUAGCUUGGUCAUAUUGGCUAUUCAGUGGCGGUUUUAUAUUUCCUUUGGCAAGCUUUUGCGUUGGACCCUAUUCCUGGUAAUUAUACUGUGGUUUGUUGAACUGAUUGAUGUGUGGAGCUCUUGUACUCAACCAAUCUGUGCAAAAUGGAGUAGUGACAUGACAGGUACAGAACACAAUGCAGAGAAGGACCAAGGGCACCCUGUGAAUUUGCCAGACGUUAUCAUUACCUCUCUCCCCAGUUCAGGUGCAGAAAUUUUGAAGCAAUUGUUCUUCAACAUCAGUGACUUCAUCUAUAUCAAGAUCCCAACAGGAUACCUUGAUGUUCCUGAAACAGAAUUUGAGAUUGACUCAUUUGUUGACGCCUGUGAAUGGAAAGCAUCUGAUGUUCAAAGCGGCCACUUUCGGCUCCUUCAGGGUUGGCUGCAUUCUCUAGUCAAGGACACCAAGCUUCAUUUGCAGAAUAUCCAUUUACAGGAAACCAGCAGAAGUAGGUUAGUUCAGCAUCCCUCCACUAGUAAAGACAAAAAGAGACGUCCUAGAAAGAGAGAAUCCAUAGCAGAACAAAGAAACCGACUCAGAGGGAGUUCAGAUAAGGAUGCUGAAUACAUUAGGGAACUGAGGAGACACCUUACUUUUUAUCCAAAUGCACGACCUGUACUCAGUCUAAGCAGUGGGAGCUGGACAUUAAAGCUGCCUUUCUUUCAAGAAAUUAUAGGUCCUUCACUCAGAGCACUCUAUGUAGUACGGGACCCUCGGGCAUGGGUCUACUCAGUACUGUACAAAAGCCAGCCUAGCCUUUACUCCUUGAGGAAGAUUCCACAGCGUUUAGCUAGGCUUUUUAAUGGUAGUGGAAAAGACAAGUGUAGUUUAAAUUCAGGCUAUGCCUUUGAAUACGAACCACUGAGAGAGGAACUCUCCCAUUCAAAUUCAAAUGCUGUCUCUGUGAUGUCCCAUUUGUGGCUGGCAAAUACAGCAGCAGCCCUGAGACUCAACAGGGAUUUGCUGCCAGCAAAUUAUCGACUCCUCAAGUUUGAAGACAUUGUCAACUUUCCCCAGAAGAUGGCUGAAGCCAUCUAUGCCUUUCUCGGAAUCCCUCUGUCUCCUGCUAGCUUAAACCAAAUAUUAUUUGCCACAUCCACCAGUCUUUUUUAUCUUCCUUAUGAAGGGGAAAUCUCUCCAGUGAGCAUCCAUGCUUGGCGACAUGAUAUGCCUCCUGAGGAAAUUAAGGAGAUUGAGGACAUCUGUUCCACUCUAAUGGACCGCUUAGGAUAUCCAAAGUUUACUGAUUUAGAUGCUGCGGGUCAGCAGUAGUUUGCACUAAGGAUCCCCAGGCAUUUGUAAAUAAGAAUCAAAGAAUCUGGUUUAUUCUUGUAAAAUGUCUUGUACAGUCUGUUAUACUCACAGAGAGAUUAUUUUAAAUGAAAUGAGAUAUUUAGUCUAGUAAGAGGUUUUGCUCUCCCCAGCUAAAACCUAUAAUUACUUUUGCUGCCUUGGAGAAUAAAACUGUGUGAAUCUUUAUGUUCUUUUUCCAGAUGGACACUGGGGAGCUCAGGGGACUGGUAAUAGGAUAAGGAUCCUUUCAUUUUGAGGAUAUCAGUAUGAAUUCCAGCCAAGAAGGGAGUUGCCAAACGUUAUGGCCAUCCACUGGCUAUUUGCUGGCUAAUGUGAAAUCAUUGGGGAAGAGCCAAAGCUCAGUCCUAGUUUUUUUGUGAACAACUGUGUUUGUUUUUUUUAAUAAAUAAAUAAAUAAAUAAAUAAAUAAAAAUAAUAGAGUUUACAUUUGAAAGCAAGUAUCUCCCAUGGGCUGGAUUUGCUGGUGUAAGGUGUUGAGAAGCUGUAAACUGAAGAGAACCAGCUAAAUGUGUUGUUGUUUUCUUUAAAAAGGAAAUGCUUUCCUAAGAUUACUGGAAUGACAAUAGACACAUCCCUACAUACACUCAGACAGACAUGUUGUAAACUGAACAGAACUAGCCAGGUGUGCUGCUUUUUAAGAAAUGCUUUCCUAAGACUAUACAAGCCCCAACAGACAUAUCCCUACAUAAACACACACACAGAGAGAAAAAUUGGCAAGAUUGUGGCAUCAUCUUCAUAGCCUGAGCAAAGUCACCAAGAAGCAAGUGGCUGUGGAAAUAGAAGAACACUCCUUAAUAUGUUUUCCCCAUCUGUAGUGAGGAACUAAGGCCAAGAAAGUUUAUUUCAGGAUAACAUUGCCAUUUGUAAUAAUAAUGUUAUUUUUUUUAAAAAAAAGAAUUGGUCCAAAUAAAGGAUAAAUUACAGCAGCAUGAGGUUAUUGUUGAU
Sceloporus undulatus (fence lizard) is the source of this 5810-nucleotide messenger RNA. RefSeq names its product dermatan-sulfate epimerase-like protein. The transcript has 2 exons. Lineage: Eukaryota; Metazoa; Chordata; Lepidosauria; Squamata; Phrynosomatidae. The record is from RefSeq and is a predicted model, not a curated record. Gene Ontology annotation, molecular function: chondroitin-glucuronate 5-epimerase activity; sulfotransferase activity. Bases 1167 to 4823 code for a protein of 1218 amino acids.